Messenger RNA from Trichobilharzia regenti, 945 nucleotides. The record is from the annotation of a GenBank genome assembly. Lineage: Eukaryota; Metazoa; Platyhelminthes; Trematoda; Strigeidida; Schistosomatidae.
AUGUUUCAUAAACAAGGGAAGUUAAGCUCAAACACUCCGAAGACAAACGCGAAUGUUGAUAAUCGUAAUACAGGUCUCCAUGCGGUGGAAUAUGAAGAAGCAAUGGAAGUGGAGCAACCUUUAAGUGAUACUUCUGAGUAUGACCCAUCCUCAGAUGAUGAGCAACAACCGUGGCUUUAUACUGCACCCAAGGGUUGCUGUGGGAAUUCAUGCGAGCAAACGGAUGCUUCUGUAGAUGUAUAUGAUGAGAAUGACGAAGCCAGAGCCUCAGGUGUUAUUGAAGCUGUCUUUGAGAACAUUCUGCGUCACAAACAAGCAGCCGCACGGGGAGAUGUUCGUGUGCUUGGUGGAUCAGGGAUGAUUCGAUGCCUGCCUUGGAAGAUACUCGUUAUUUUUCAUCCUGCAGAGGUUCAUGCAACAAUUGGCGUAUUUGUACAAUGUAAUGCAGAUAGUGAAUCACAAACAUGGAGUUGUACUGCGAAGGCAACAAUUCAGUUAGUUGCCCAGAAACCUAACUGUAAAAGCAAAGAAAUGAAAAUUCAGCACACUUUCACACACAAGGAGAAUGAUUGGGGAUUUCAACAGUUUAUUGGUUAUGAGGAGUUGCUAAAUCCUGAAAGAGGAUUUUUAUCUCCAACUGAGCCGAAAGAUACUAUUAUUAUACGCGCUCAUAUCAAAGCUGAUGCACCUCAUGGUGCUGAUUGGGACUCAAAACGCCAUACUGGAUUUGUUGGCUUAAAAAAUCAGGGAGCUACCUGCUACUUGAAUUCUCUUCUUCAGGCCUUGUAUUGCACUAAUAAGUUAAGACGUGCUGUUUUCCUAAUGCCCACUGAAAGUGACGAUGCUCAAACUAGUGUACCACUAGCAUUGCAGAGAGUGUUUUAUGAAUUACAGUUUAGUAGCCGUGCCGUUGGCACUAAAAAGCUAACUCGCAGCUUUGGUUAG